AUGGUUCUCUUGGUGUUAUGGAUGCUCAUUCUGCUCCCUCACAUAGCAUGCAAGGCUCACACUGUUAAAUGCAGGGUCUGGUAUCCACACCCUCCAUUCCACAAGUAUCAUCAAUCAGGAGACCUCCUCAUUGGUGCUGUUGUUUCCCAUGGUGGCUUCAUCUCCUUCUCACCAGAUUUCACGAUAGAACCUCCACAGCCACUGAUGGAAGAUUUUUUAGUAUUGCCUAAGAAUUACCAGCAUAUUGUGGCCUUGGUCUUCGCAGUGAAGGAGAUUAAUGAAAACUCUCAGAUCUUACCCAAUGUUACCUUGGGCUUCCACAUCUAUGACAACUAUUACAAUUCUAUGUGGACCUACCAUUCUACAAUGCUACUCAUGUACAGUUUGGAGAGAUUUUCCCCAAACUACAACUGUGAUCUACGUAAUAAGCUAACUGCAGUAAUUGGUGGUCUGGAUUCCCAAAUUUCUUCUAAUAUGGCCAUUUUCUUGGAUAUGCACAAGAUUCCACAGCUAACAUACAGCCCUGCUCUGGAGACGAACUAUAAAACCCCAGGCCUUUUCUUCUACCAGAUGGUCCCUAAGGAAGACCUUCAGUAUGAUGGGAUUCUCCAUCUGCUUCUGCACUUCAGGUGGACGUGGAUUGGGACCGUUGUUAUGGAUACUGACAAUGGAGAAAGAUUUGUGCAAACUGUGCUUCCAACGUUUCCCCAGAAAGGUGUCUGUCUUGCCUUCAUAGAAAGAAUCCCCAUUCCAACUUUUAUCCCAGAGGUUACCAGCAUGGUGGAUCGUGGGAAAAACAUAAAUGAUAAAAUAAGAAACAGCAAAGCCAAUGUAAUUGUGGCUUGUGGGGAAUCUUAUUCCUUGCCAUUUUUUAGAUGGUUGUCAUUUCUGUCAGGUGUGGACCACAUGGCAAAGAAACCUAAAGGCAAAGUGUGGAUAACAACAGCCCAGAUAGAGCUCAAUUCAUUCUCCUAUCAAAGGAAUUGGGAUAUAGAAACUUUCAAUGGUGCAAUAGCCUUCUCAUAUCAGUACAAUGAUGUGCCAGGAUUUCACCAGUUCGCUGAGGGCAGAAACCCUUUCAGCACUUCUAGAGAUGGUUUCAUCAGGGACUUCUGGCAACAAGCUUUUGACUGUGCAUUUCCAAAUACAACAGUGGGUGAGGUGCCUGAGAAUAUUUGCACAGGAGAGGAGAAGCUGGUGGACCUUCCGUCCACCUAUUUUGAAAUGAGCAUGACUGGCCAUAGCUACAGUGUCUACAAUGCUGUUUAUGCUGUAGCUCAUGCAUUACAUGCCAUGUCUUCUUCAAGACUGAAAAACAUAGCAAUGCUGGAUGAAGGGGAUCUGAAGCUUCAGAAUCAACCAUAUUGGAAGCUCCAUCACCUUCUGAGACAUAUCUCAUUUAACAACAGUGCUGGACAGAAGAUUUCCUUUGACCAAGAUGGGAAGUUAGUAGCUGGAUUUGAUAUCAUCAACUAUUUAUGUGGUUCAAAUAUAUCUAAAGUAAAGAUUGGAAAGGUUGAUCCUAGGGCCCCUUCAGAACAAGUAUUAACCAUCAGUGAGAAUGCCAUCACAUGGAACAACUGGUUUAACCAGACACAACCUAUUUCUGAAUGUGUGGAAAGAUGCCGUCCAGGUUCUAGCAAGAAAGUGAAGGAAGGGAAGCCAUUUUGCUGCUAUGAUUGCAUCUCAUGUCCAGAAGGAAAGAUUUCACAUGAGGAGGUUAUCACAGCUCUGGUACUAGGAAUCUUUAUAAAGCACCAUGACACUCCCAUUGUCAAAGCCAACAACCGGGACUUGACCUACACUCUCCUCCUCUCCCUCCUGCUCUGCUUUCUUUCUGCCUUGCUAUUCAUUGGUGAACCUCAGAAGGUGACAUGUCUCCUUCGGCAAACUGCUUUUGGGAUCAUCUUCUCAGUGGCUGUUUCUUCAGUGUUGGCAAAGACUAUCACUGUGGUUCUGGCUUUUAUGGCCACCAGACCAGGAUCAAUAAUGAGAAAAUGGGUGGGAAAAGGACUGGCCUACUCUGUUGUCUUUUUCUGCUCCUUUAUUCAAGCAGGCAUCUGUACUGUGUGGCUGGCAACUUAUCCCCCAUUCCCAGAUGUUGACAUGCACUCAAUGACAGAAGAAAUCAUACUAGAAUGCAAUGAGGGGUCUGUGGCAAUGUUCUACUCAGUCAUUGGCUACAUGGGCUUCUUGGCCAUGGUCAGUUUCACAGUAGCUUUCUUUGCCAGGAAGUUACCUAACAGUUUCAAUGAAGCCAAGUUCAUCACUUUUAGCAUGUUAGUCUUCUGCAGUGUUUGGUUAUCCUUCAUUCCUUCUUAUAUGAGCACCAAAGGAAAAUACAUGGUGGCUGUGGAGGUUUUCUGUAUCUUAGCAUCCAGUGCUGGGUUGCUGGGCUGUAUCUUUUCCCCAAAAUGUUAUCUAAUUUUGUUGAGGCCAGAGCUGAACAAUAGGGAACAGCUAAUAAGACAAAAUAUUUGUUGA
This is a messenger RNA of Podarcis raffonei (Aeolian wall lizard), 2484 nucleotides long. RefSeq names its product vomeronasal type-2 receptor 26-like. Gene Ontology annotation, molecular function: G protein-coupled receptor activity. The record is from RefSeq and is a predicted model, not a curated record. NCBI's taxonomy places the organism in Eukaryota, Metazoa, Chordata, Lepidosauria, Squamata, Lacertidae. The transcript has 6 exons. Gene Ontology annotation, cellular component: membrane. Gene Ontology annotation, biological process: G protein-coupled receptor signaling pathway. The coding region runs from base 1 to 2484 and encodes 827 amino acids.